Molecule: messenger RNA, 1865 nt
Organism: Dermacentor silvarum
Lineage: Eukaryota; Metazoa; Arthropoda; Arachnida; Ixodida; Ixodidae
Gene: CIA30
Product: complex I intermediate-associated protein 30, mitochondrial
Exons: 1
Coding region: 369-1268 (299 amino acids)
Biological process (GO): mitochondrial respiratory chain complex I assembly; mitochondrial electron transport, NADH to ubiquinone
Cellular component (GO): mitochondrion
Source: RefSeq, a predicted model, not a curated record
UUUGCUUUGGAUUGCUCUUUUCUUUUUUCGUCUUUUUUUACCCUCGUUGCUAGGGUCGUGCGAAUGGCCGUACAUUUCAGUGCCGUUAUCGACGUCUGAUGCUCUUACGGUGCUUAUAUUUUGGACAACCCCUCUGAGUUUCGCCCGUCGAUCUGCUUCUUCCCAGAGUUUGGAUCGAUUCUCAGCCUAAAACCGAUCUGCGCGCCGCUCUUGGCACAUUUCGACAGCCGUUGUGUUUGCGUGCUUGUUUUACGGGACUUUAAUAGCCUCGCGAGUUAAUAUGAGGUGCCUGUAUCGGAGUCGAGACUAAAAGGCUACGCGUUACCUCGCCGGGCUACAUCGUACAGAAUAGCAACGGUGAGACUGCAAUGGCAUUAUUCAGUCAGCUGUGGGCGGCCGUUCGCGGUUCGUCUGCUACCGCCCGUCGUCUGCGUGUUGGCACCUUGGUCGUGCCCGCGCGUUCGUGCUUUUACAAGAGGAGCCGUAAAGGUAGCGACGACUACGAGCGGCCGCAGCCCGAGGUCGACUACCGAACGCUGUUCCGGAAUGGCUACAAGUUGCUGAAAGAAGACGCGCGCCAGUUCAGCGACGAGGUGGUCGAGGCGCUGCGCGGCGACUGCGCAAUUUACGAGCACGGCGACUGCGAAGUCUUCUGGAAGUUCGACGCCAAGACCAUCGACCAGUGGACGGUGACCGCCGACAGGGACAACGACGAGGGCUUCUCGCGGGCCGCGUUCACGUUGGGGCCCGCCGGCGCCGGCGUCUUCUCGGGCUACCUCGACACGCGCGUGCCGAAGGACGGCAAGGUGGUCCAGACCGGCUACUGCAACGUCCGCUCGCCCCGGGCGAGGCGGCCGUUCGGCAUGCCCGCCGCCUACGAGUGGUCGGCGUUCACGCACCUCGAGCUGCGCGUUCGCGGCGACGGGCGCACCUACAUGCUCAACCUGGGCGCCGACCAGUACUUCGACGUGACGUGGAACGUGCUCUACCAGUUCCCGCUGUACACUCGCGGCGGGCCUUACUGGCAGCUGGCGCGCGUGCCCUUCUCCAAGUUCUUUCUGAGCAACAAGGGCCGCGUGCAGGACAAGCAGGGCGCCGUCGACCUGACCGCCGUCAAGCACCUGAGCAUCACGCUGGCCGACGGCAUUGCGGGCCCCUUCCGGCUCGAGAUCGACCACGUAGGCGGCUACGUGGACGGCUCGCACAGCGAGGAGUUCGCCUACGAGAUGUACGAGGUGCCUCUGGGCUACGGGCUCGGCGGCUCAUGACCGCGCGAAGCGAACACGUGUGUUUUAGGACGGCAGUACGCGGCUAGCUCAACUUAUGCGUUCGGUUCGUGCACGGCCACCUGUGCCAAAGAGUCUGUGUCCUGUGUGGAAAGUGGCAAUACAUGCGAGUCCGUUCCGUCAACGUUCUGCAGCUUCGGACCGAUUCGAAGACAUUGGGUAGUGCAUAGAAAGAUUGGAGAUCAUGCAAGUAAACGCCCUUUAAGUGCACAAAUUUUGGUAUUUCCCAGUUUGAAUUACCUUCUUAAAGUUCAUUGGCACAGUGAGAAUAUAAAAGGCUUCCCAUGAUGCACAUCUCUCGAGUAGAGGAUGGCCAACUCUCGAGUGGGCAGAGAGGGGAGCGGCUGGCGACCCUGUCAUUGCUGCCAAUGUGUACGUGCAACAAAGUUGAACACCAUGUUGCAAUUUACAACAAAAUAUAGUACAGAUAGAGCUACUGUCAACGAUUGGGGCAUACAACAAAACUAGAAUGACAAAAAUGAAACCACCGAUAUGUCCAUAACAAUGCGACAAAGCCCAAAAAAAGAAUGUGCAGACGGCAUCAUAAAAAAAAAAUUCAUUAUAUCAGGCAUUAAAACA